Molecule: messenger RNA, 1559 nt
Organism: Capsicum annuum
Lineage: Eukaryota; Viridiplantae; Streptophyta; Magnoliopsida; Solanales; Solanaceae
Product: serine/threonine-protein phosphatase 2A activator
Exons: 3
Coding region: 109-1239 (376 amino acids)
Biological process (GO): mitotic spindle organization
Cellular component (GO): protein phosphatase type 2A complex; cytoplasm; nucleus
Molecular function (GO): peptidyl-prolyl cis-trans isomerase activity; protein tyrosine phosphatase activator activity
Source: RefSeq, a predicted model, not a curated record
CAAACACACCCUUAAAAAAAGUGUAUAUAUUUUACACAUUUUCUGCUUAAUUUAGAAUCGUACUUCCCCAGUAAUACCCUUUGCUCUAACAAAAACGAACCUCCAUUAAUGGAACCUCAACACCACCACCACGACGGCGGCGCCACCGCCGGAACCUGCGUCAACUGCGGCGGCCCCACCUCCUUCCCCACUCCACCACCCGAUCCAAACCCUAAUUACAUCCCAAUUCGCGCUCCCGCCGUCAAUCUCCCACCCACCAACAACCGCGAAGUCAUCCUCCGUACUCCCGUCCCUCAAUCCCAACAACUCCUCCUUUUAACUCCCCCUUACAACUUCCAAACUCCAGUCAAAAAAAUCCACAAGCAAAACGACGUCGAUCAGUUCCAGUCAUCACCCACUUGCCAGAACUUCCUAGGGUUCAUCGUCUCUUUAUCCGAGUCCAUUCGGUCGAAGAAGCUCUCGGAUUCAUGCCACGUGUCGCCUUCAGUGUCAUCGAUUGUGGAGAUUUUACAGACGCUGAGUGGGUUUGUUGAUGAGAUACCUUUAGCUCCGCAGACUUCGAGGUAUGGGAAUUUGGCGUAUAGGACUUGGCAUGAAAGGAUGUGUUGUGAAGCGGAGUCGUUUAUGGUGAGGUUAUUGACGAAGGAGAUUGAGGCGGCGGCGGUUGAGCUUGUUCCUUAUUUUACUGAUAGCUUUGGGAAUUCUAGCAGGAUUGAUUAUGGUACUGGACAUGAGACAAAUUUUGCAGCAUGGUUGUAUUGUUUAGCAAGAUUAGGAGUUGUGAAAGAAGAGGACUAUCAAGCUCUGGUAUCGAGGGUUUUUGUAACUUACUUGGAUUUGAUGAGGAAGUUGCAACUAACCUAUUGCCUUGAGCCUGCUGGGUCCCAUGGGGUUUGGGGACUAGACGACCACCACUUCUUACCUUUUAUAUUUGGGUCAUCUCAGUUGAUUGAUCACAAGUACAUGAAACCAAAAUCUAUACAUAACGAAGAUAUCUUGGAGAACUUUGCGAAUGAAUACCUCUAUCUCUCAUGUAUUGUAUUCAUAAAGAAGGUGAAGAAGGGAGUGUUUGCAGAGCACUCUCCCAUGUUAGAUGACAUUAGUGGUGUACCCAAUUGGAAUAAGGUAAACAGUGGCUUACUUAAGAUGUACAAGAUUGAAGUUCUGCAGAAGGUUCCUAUUAUGCAGCAUUUCCUUUUUGGCUCUAUUAUCCAAUGGCAAAUUUUGGGCUUAUUAUGAUUCUCCAGCAUCUAUCCAAAUCUGAAGUUAAAUUCUCUUUGCUCUUUCAUUCAGGCAAUAAUUUGCUGGUAGGUCCAGAUAUAGCUUCCUGCUAUCGAGCGACAGUUUUUGUUUGGAUGACGGUGAUGUCUGGGUUAGCUUGCUGGUACCUUGACUAGUCAGAAUAACUUCUUGGGAUGUACCUUUUGUGGGAUAAUAUUGUGUACCCAGCUUUUAUGAAAAAUGAUUGGGUUGUAAAAUUAUUCAUACACAAAUUUCUAAUACACUAUACACUUCACACCAUAAAAUUAUUAAUACAACAUUUUCUAAAAUUUAGCUCA